Messenger RNA from Thamnophis sirtalis, 616 nucleotides. The record is from RefSeq and is a predicted model, not a curated record. NCBI's taxonomy places the organism in Eukaryota, Metazoa, Chordata, Lepidosauria, Squamata, Natricidae.
GCGGGCUCCACUCCGGCAUGGCGCACCCGCGGAUCUCGGCCCAGCUGCCCCCCGACAUCGAUCCCACCAAGGCGCCCGUGGCCUUCGGCCGCCGAGGUCUCCCCAAGCUCAACGAGGAGCUGCAGCACCCCGAGCUGCUGACGCGGCAGCGGGCCCUGAUGGCACUCUGCGACCUGGUGCACGACCCGGAGAACGCUUACCAAGCCAUCGGCCUGGGUUUUCUAGAUAACUUGAAAAAUCUGCUUCUUGAUGAAGAUGAAACUGUGCGACAAAAAACUACAGAGGUCCUAUACAUAAUGGCAACACACAGCAUUGGCAGGACGAAUUUUCUAGAACAUGGAGUCAUCCCAGCACUGGCACAGCUUUUGGAUGAUCCUGUUGAUAUCUGUCGGUGGAACAUGCAUUAUGCGCUGAAACUACUAUCAGAAACACCCACAGGUCAGCUUAAUUAUUAUACAAAAAUGUAACUAUCUUUGAUCUCUUUAAAGCUUUGGGUCUUUCAAAUUGUGUUUUAUAUGUGUGCAAAUGGGUGUGAUAGUCCCAAACAUUUACACUGAUGCCAUGUCUACACCGCUGCACAGAAACCGUCAGAAGAAUAAUUUGGGGUUCCAACUCA